AUGCUGUCCCUGAGAGCCUUUCUAUCCCUCACGCUCGUAGCAGCUGCUCUUGCUGGCACAUGCUACAAAGCAGAGAAGAAAGCUGCUGCUGGCCUUGCAUCAUUAAACAAGACUCUGCAAUCAGCCACGUUCAACGCUACAGCAUGCAAGACAUCCAUUGACGCAUUGUGCACUACCAAUGAGGCAAAGGGAUCCGACUGCGCGACAUACUGCGCGCUUGCCUCUUUCACAUUCUCAGGGAUGGUGGGAUGCACUUCUGAUUCUCAAUGCCCCUCGACGACGACUGAGCCUAAGGUAGCGCUAUGCUGCAGCUCAAUGAGGACCGCCUACUCCAACGUCUGCGAGUUUUCUAGCGCUGCUCUCGAUACUAUGAUCGCAUCGUCCAAGGCCGACGGAGGUUGUGCGGACACGACAGCAGCGGUUGCUACAACACCUGUGUCCAAAGUAAGCUCAGCAGCUAUGGGCUCGGCACCCACGUCCUUUGCCACAGUCCUUCUUGCCGUCGUUGCGAGCUUGACGGCGUCAAAGAUCUGA
Messenger RNA from Guillardia theta CCMP2712, 534 nucleotides. RefSeq lists its product as hypothetical. The transcript is spliced from 3 exons. Lineage: Eukaryota; Cryptophyceae; Pyrenomonadales; Geminigeraceae. The record is from RefSeq and is a predicted model, not a curated record. The coding region runs from base 1 to 534 and encodes 177 amino acids.